AUGGACCUCAGUGAAGAGAUGAAUGCGAACAGCAGACGUUCGCAGCAUGGUGUGGAUCCAACAGCGGGCCAUCUGCAGAUGCCAGGCGCGUGGUAUUACGAAGAAGAGCUUACUGGAUCUCCAAUUAAUGACGCUGAUGACGCUGCGAUGCUUCGAACUUUCCAGACAAGUGCUGCCGGUGGUGUGCGCAACGUAACGCAUGCUGUUACUGUUCCAUCGUCGGAGCACGUUGCUGAAAUCGUUGGGCGACAGGGUUGCAAAAUCAAGGCUCUUCGCGCGAAGACCAACACCUACAUCAAAACCCCAAUUCGCGGCGAUCCAUCAGUUUUUGUUGUAACCGGUCGUCCAGAGGACGUGAUGGAGGCGAAACGUGAAAUCGAGUGCGCUGCCGAACAUUUUACGCAUAUUCGUACUUCUCGACGACACUCUCAAGGGGGAACACAUGUGGCCGGACAUGUUACAAUUUACGUUCGGGUACCGUUGCGUGUUGUCGGUCUCGUCGUUGGUCCAAAAGGUGCAACGAUCAAAAGAAUUCAGCAAGAGACGCACACCUAUAUCAUAACACCAAGUCGUGAGCGUGAGCCAGUUUUCGAGGUCACUGGAAUGAAGGCAAAUGUCGAACAAGCUCGCAAAGAGAUCGAAGAUCACAUUUUCCAGCGCACUGGAAACAUGCCAAUUACCGACUCCAAUUUGAUUCCGGCGAUGAACAUGGAUAAUCAUAUGUGUCAUAAUAUGGCUAUGGGCUACAAUCCGCCGUAUAACCAGGAGAAUCGUUCAAACGACUUUGACAUGCGCCAGUUGGCCGAUUCUAAUAUGGGACUCUCGUCUUUGCUUCGCAGUUUUCCAUCGAUGCGUAGCGCUUAUUCCAGCGACGUUUUCGCCAACGAAUUUGGCUCCCACCGCCAUAGCCUUGGUGCUACUUCUCCAUUACAUGCUUCCAAUUUUUUCAACAUGCCGCCAAGACAGUCCCGUUACUGCGCGGAUUCUACCAGAAACUCGCUGGGAAAUCUUCUCGACGGCGAUAUUUUCGGAAAAAGCGUCGAAUCAUUCGGCAACUCAUCGCUUUGGUCUUCGACAAUGGGACUUAAUAGCGAAGACACCAUGCGUCAUACUACCUCGCCAACAUCAAGCCUCGUUUCAUUGAAUCCUAUUUCGUCCAGCUUUGGAGGAAUAUUGCAGUCAAUUUGGUCCGAUAUUCCAAGUUCGUCUCGAUGCUCACUUCCUUCGACUGCAACCCCUUCGUCUGCUGAAGUGUCACCAGUCGAUUCUCUCGCUGCCUCGCCAAAAUCGACCUGUGACGAUGAAAAAACGUUGGUGGAAAACCCGGCGAGUCUUAUCGCCUAA
Caenorhabditis bovis is the source of this 1344-nucleotide messenger RNA. Lineage: Eukaryota; Metazoa; Nematoda; Chromadorea; Rhabditida; Rhabditidae. The record is from the annotation of a GenBank genome assembly.